Molecule: messenger RNA, 2275 nt
Organism: Anneissia japonica
Lineage: Eukaryota; Metazoa; Echinodermata; Crinoidea; Comatulida; Comatulidae
Product: deoxyhypusine hydroxylase-like
Exons: 4
Coding region: 166-1068 (300 amino acids)
Biological process (GO): peptidyl-hypusine biosynthetic process
Molecular function (GO): deoxyhypusine monooxygenase activity
Source: RefSeq, a predicted model, not a curated record
CCACUACAUCUUAGCUGUGGUCGCAUGCAGGCCUAGAUACAGUAUUAGCAAUACAAAGCAGGGGACGAGUUGGAUGAGAGUGUGCUUUAUAUAGAAACUUACUAUUAUUUUUAAUAUUAUUUUCUAUUAUUAAGAAAUAUACCGAAUGUCAAUGUAACGUCCACUAUGCCAAGUACAGUAGAAAUAAAAAGGAUCGGUGCAGUUUUAUGUGAUGAAGCCAGGCCCCUGCCAGAGCGGUUUCGUGCAUUGUUUACGUUGCGAAACCUGGGAGGAGAGACUGCAAUAGACUACAUCGUUGAGUGCUUUUCCGACCAAUCUGCCCUCCUAAAACACGAGUGUGCUUAUUGUUUAGGACAAAUGCAGGAUAAAUAUGCUAUACCAAAACUAGUUACCGUUUUGAAGGAUACAAAACAGGAUACUAUGGUCAGGCAUGAAGCAGGUGAAGCUCUUGGUGCUAUUGGCUGUAAUAGCGUGAUGGGCAUUCUAAAAGAAUAUUGUAAUGACCCAAUAAUUGAGGUUGCUGAAACAUGCCAAUUAGCAGUGGAACGUAUAGAAUGGCUGCAUAGUAAAGAGAAACAGAAAGAAUCAAGUAAAAAUCCAUUUAGCUCUGUCGACCCUGCUCCACCAUUAACAGAAGAGGACCUUGUAGUAUUGCAACGGAAACUACUAGAUGAGAAGUUGCCAUUAUUUGAUCGUUACAGGGCCAUGUUCUCACUCAGGAAUAUCAACUCUGAUGCUUCAGCUUUGGCACUGGCUGAAGGCUUGAAAUGUAGUAGUGCACUUUUCCGGCAUGAAAUCGCAUAUGUCCUCGGACAGAUGCAGAAUGCAGCAGGAAUCAAACAGUUGAAAUGUAACUUACAACAAGAGGAUGAGAACCCAAUGGUAAGGCAUGAAUGUGCAGAAGCCCUUGGUUCUAUUGCUGCCCAGGAGUGCUUACAUACACUGCAAGAUUUCACUCAAGAUAAAGAGGUGGUUGUGAGGGAAAGCUGUGAAGUUGCACUUGAUAUGCUUCAGUAUGAACAAAGUGAAGACUUUCAGUAUGCAGAUACAUUAGUUAAACUUUCAUAACAAGAUUUUAUAUGCAAUUUAAAAUACUGUACAGUAUAUUAAAUUAUAGGGAUCUAAAAAUUCAGGUGGAAGAAAACUACUGUUCCAUUAGUUCAUUGGGUAUGAGCCCACUUCAUGCCAAAUUUUACAUACUUUACUAGACUUUCCUCUGGCAAAGUCCAGGGUGUGGUUUGAAUGAGUAGCUUAUCUGAUUUGUACCACUGUACUUGGCUUUGAAUAAAGCAUGCAGGGCUGAAAAAUUCCCUUUUGAUUGGUCAUCUCUAAAAAUGAUAAAAAUACCGUAAAACCUCAAAUUGAUGCCCAAUGGGCUUAAUCUCGAGAUGAAGGCCCCCCCCCCGCACUCUUUAGUUUGCAAAAGUAGCCUCGAUAUCAUAGUUUUCUUUUCGAGAUAGUACGGCACAAAAUAAAUUCAAAGCCUGGUUUAUACAGUGGUUUAGGUUAUUUAAUACUGGUGAAAUACUCUCCAUAAUACACAUUGAUGUUACAGUGGCCUUAUUUAUUGUUUUAUAGUACAAAUUCACAAAAUUUACCGCAUUCAUUUUGAAAAGAACCCCUUCUUUAAUUUGCAAAAGUAGCCUCGAAAAGAAGCCCAUCAAAAGCCCGCAAACAAAAGCGCAGGGCUUUAAUUCAAGGUUUUACGGUAUGUUGGAAAGUGGAAUUCAAUAGUAAUAGUGGAAUAGCUAUGUUCAAGCAUCCUGUAUACUUGACCUGGUUGGUGGGUUGAACAUGAGGUACUACUACUGGACCAGUGAGUUAGAGGGUGCAUACAUAUGAACACAAACGUACACUUCUGUGUAAUAUUUUUAUUCAAGACUGAAUGUGUAUACAUAAUAAACUUAUUGUAUAUAUGAAAGAUGUAUCGAUUAUAAGAGAUCUAAAGUACAAUAAAAUAUAUUGACGUAUAAUACUGGGUAAUGUUAACAUCCCACAAAAUAUUUCUAACAGGACCAAUAUUACAGCACUACAAGGUGCAAUAUGGCAAAUUAUACAGAUACAGUUCUUGAUAAAGAUAUUUGCUAGAAAGGAAUACAAAUUUACUAAAACUAUAGUAUAAACAAAAUUAAAAGGCAAGGUUGGUGGGUUAAACAAACAUAUUAUGGCACUAAAAACAUAAAACAUGCUGUUACAAAAUGUUAUAGUAUUGCAUAUACUUCAAAUACUAUUUAUAAAUUCAGUUAAUAAAUAAGUUGAUAAUACAGUGUUAAAA